This is a messenger RNA of Cryptococcus deneoformans JEC21, 1010 nucleotides long. RefSeq lists its product as hypothetical. The record is from RefSeq and is a predicted model, not a curated record. The coding region runs from base 62 to 937 and encodes 291 amino acids. Gene Ontology annotation, molecular function: translation initiation factor activity; ribosome binding. Lineage: Eukaryota; Fungi; Basidiomycota; Tremellomycetes; Tremellales; Cryptococcaceae. Gene Ontology annotation, biological process: mitochondrial translational initiation; ribosome disassembly. Gene Ontology annotation, cellular component: mitochondrion. The transcript has a single exon.
UUUUCUUUCAGCAAGAGGACUUCAAACCACAAAACGUUCUUGAGUUAUACAAACUCACAAAAUGCUGGUCCUCAGACCACCCAUGACCCUCCGAGCCAUCUCUCAUGCCCGGCUAAUCCCCAUACCCAUCCCACCCAUCCUCUCCCGCCCAGCUUCCUCUGGUCCGCCCCGACCCCGUCAAACCCAACCAGCUGCCCACCCUCUUUCAUACCGUGACUCAUCCAUUCCCCACUCUGUCGUCCGCCUCAUCGGCCCGGAAGGCCUUCUUCCCCCCCAACGACUCUCUUCUAUCCUCUCUACCUAUUCCACCUCUACACACACGCUCACCCUCGUUUCUGUCGAUGGUGAAUAUCCCGUUGUAAAGCUCGUGAGUAAAGCGGAAGAACGGGACAGAGAAAAAGAAAAGGAGGAGAAGAGUAAAGUGAAGAGAAAGAUCAGUAUGGAAGAAAAGGAGGUGCAGGUGUCGUGGCAGAGUGCCAAGGGCGAUUUGGGCCACAAGCUCGAGAUGGCAAAGGGAAUUUUGGAAAAGGGCGAUAGAGUUCAAGUCGUCUUUGCAAACCGUCGUCGAGCGGAACCUGUCAGUGAACGCCAAAAGGAUGAGAUCGUCGCAAUGUUCCAGGGAAUAUUGGAGGAAGUGGGGAAAAAAUGGAAAGAGGACGACAAGAACAGAGGACUAUGGGUGCUUUAUUACAAUCCCUUGGACAGCGUAAGGCAAGAGGUGGAAAAAAAAGUCUUGGAGGCUGAGCAGGCGAAGAAGGAGGAAAAGGAGAAAGCAAAGCAGGAAAAACUUGAAGCAAGGAGAAAAAAGGAAGAAAGGCGAAGACAGAGGGCUGAAGAGAUGGAAAAGGAAAAGGCUGAAGAGGCUGCUAGAAGGGACGAAGAGUAUCAGAGGAGAAUAGCGAACUCUAGGAAGAGCGGAUUCGGUGGAUGGAGAUAGCAACUUAGAAGCACAACAUGAUACAUUUGUAUACCCUACACACGCUAAGAACAAUCUCAAGAUAUAUCAUUUA